This is a messenger RNA of Rotaria sp. Silwood2, 645 nucleotides long. Lineage: Eukaryota; Metazoa; Rotifera; Eurotatoria; Philodinida; Philodinidae. The record is from the annotation of a GenBank genome assembly.
AUGGAAACAUGUUGGGAUACAGUGACACGUGAUGGUGAACUUAUUAGCCCAUAUGACCUUGCGUUCGGCAGUAAAAACCAAUAUUUUUACGUAGCAGAUUUUUACAAUGGUCGUAUUCAACGCUAUUCAGUUAACAGUGGUGGCAAUCAAACUGGCGUAACAGUACUGAACAUGACUGCGAGGACUGGAACAUUUCGCGGGUUUUAUGAUGGCGUGUUAAACAAUCCGGGCUCAGUUUUUGUUGAUAAAAAUGAUAAUAUAUUUGUUUGUGAAACAUAUCGUCCACAUCGUGUACUAAAAUUAUCACCGAAUGGAACAUUAACAACAGUGAUUGAACCAAAAGAUAGCGUUACUGUAUGUGGUGGAAAUGGUAAAGGUGAUAAUUUAAAUCAAUUAAAUCGUCCAUGGCCAGUUUUUGUUGAUAGUAAUGAGAAACAAAUUUAUGUGGGUGAUGGUCUCAAUGGUCGUGUUGUUCGUUGGUCAAUAGGUGCUAAAAAAGGUGAAAUUGUUGUGGGUGGUAACCAAAGUAGUAAUAAACAAAGUGAACUAUCUCGUGUUGGUGGAAUCGGAUUCGAUGCAGAUGGAAAUUUAUAUGUUACGGACUUUGACGAAGGUGAAAUUAAAAAGUUUUUGAUUGAUAAUUAA